GACAAAACACCCAGAAAGAUCGCCUUGACCGCUCAAGUCGCUCCCCUCACCGACAACCCCCUCAUCCUGCCACUAACAAGCGUCGCAACCCGCACCCAGGAUCCCGUCAGCCCGCCUCUCCUCCGUCACCUACCGCCUGGCACCAAUCUCAUCCUGCGCCAUGUGGUAGCAUCGGAGACACGAGGUCCAUCUAGGACUCUGGGUCUUACCCAACUGGAAAGGGGCUGGAAGCCAUCGAGAACAUCGUCACAACCACCUAGUCUGUGUCAUCUCCAGACUCCAGGCACGCUACCCCAUGGCUUGGACGGAUCAACGGUGGUUGAGGGCUCGGAGAAUGCGGGGAAGAAAACCUUCUUCAUCACUUGGCGGCCUGCCUCUAGGAUCAUGGGUGGCGCUUGA
This is a messenger RNA of Colletotrichum lupini, 399 nucleotides long. RefSeq lists its product as uncharacterized. The record is from RefSeq and is a predicted model, not a curated record. The transcript is spliced from 2 exons. Lineage: Eukaryota; Fungi; Ascomycota; Sordariomycetes; Glomerellales; Glomerellaceae. The annotation marks the transcript as partial.